AUGGGAUCUUUAUACCGGCGUGUGGCUGUGAGUGCGUCGCUUUUCGCAGUCGCGACAGCCCAGAUCAGGGUUCGUCUGAGCCCGUCCACCGUGAACACCCUCGCGGAACCCGACUUUCACACCUGGGCCAUUGAAAACGAAAGCCAGAAUGCGUCCACGACGAUUGACUCGCUCGACUUGACGUUGUCUGUGUCGUCCGAUUCGGACUUAGAGGGCAACAGCUACAAAUAUCAAUAUACGCGGCCCGUCUCCCAUCUCGGCGAAAGAGUCGUCAACCAAGGGAUUACCACCUCCAGUGACAACCCCGGACCGAUUACGUUGACUAUCCAAGGCUUGGAAGCAGGGGAGCACACCCUGUUGACAUGGCAUAAUGCCUGGGACAAUUUGGACUCCGCUGCCACAAUUUCGGUGUCGGUGGACGGUGAGGACAAGGCGUCGGAAAUUGAACAGUCCAUUCGCGUGGAUAACAUUUGGGAGACCGCCACAUCUUAUGUGACAUUUACUGUGGACUCGGUCGAUCAACCGGUGGAAGUCAUGUACACAGCCUCCAGUGCUGAUGGACUUGUCUAUCUCAACGGCUUCGAGGUUGACACCCCUGCCUUGAAAGACCAAAUUUCAUUCCCUGCCCCAUCGCAUCGUGAUGAGCACCUGCAGCUGGGCGAUGACGAUAGCAUCACAGCAACCUGGAGAGCACCGUCCUCUACGGAUGCGGUCACUUACAAUGUCUACAUGGGAAACUCGUCCGAUGCCCUUAAUGUUGUAGAAGAAGGGCUGAGUGAAACACAGGUAACCCUAUCAGGGCUGAACACAAUGGACACUUUCUACUGGCGUGUGGAUGUGAUUUCUGGCAGCAGCACAUACACAGGUCGGAUAUUCCUGUUUCGGCUUGCGCAGUUAGCAUUUCCGGGAGCGGAGGGAUACGGUCGCUUUGCCCGUGGCGGUCGCGGGGGCAAAGUCAUCAAGGUCACCAGCCUGGAGGACAGUGAAGAGCCGGGAACACUGCGUUACGCGCUGGCAGUCGCGACUGGUCCCCGGAUUGUCGUGUUCGACGUGGGAGGCGUCAUCACGAUCAAUUCACGCCUCACGGGCAUCGCCGUCCAAGGCCAUCCGCUGGGUCUCUCUGGUGCAUCAGACGUGAUCUUCAGGCAUGUGCGUGUCAGACCAGGAAGUAGCUCGGGCGAGACGGUCGAUGGCAUGGGCAUGGCAGGAUCGAAUUACUGCAUUCUUGAUCGCUGUUCAAUGGGGUGGGGAAUCGACGAGUGCUUCUCGUCCCGCACGGCGCAUAACAUCACCUUCCAGCGAAACAUGAUCUCGGAGCCCCUCAACGUCGCGGGACACAAGAACUAUCCUGAAGGGACCGCUCAUGGGUAUGCAGCAACCAUUGGGGGCGACGUGGGCUCCUUCCACCAUAACCUGAUUAGCCAUGCGGAAGGCCGAAGCUGGAGCAUGGGUGGCGGUGUCGACGACAACUCGACCUUUGCUGGCCGCCUCGAUAUUCGGAAUAACGUGGUGUACAACUUCGGCUCGCGGGUUACUGAUGGCGGUGCGAAGGAAGUGAAUUUCGUGGGUAAUCUGUACAAGCAGGGGCCUGCGAGUAAACUAACAUAUGCCCUGCAAGCGACGUACGAAGAUAACUUGCCCGGAACCCAGCAAUAUCACUGUGCUGGAAAUUCGAUGCCCGACGUAUUUGACCAGGAUUCCGUGCAAUACCCAUCAGGGGAUGGUACCGGUCAGACCUCAAAGAUCGCCUGCUAUGCAGACGUCAGUAUUGACCCGGCACCUGAGUACCAAAAGUUCUUCGAUGAGCCUUUCUUUCCGUCAUACAUCGAAGAGCAUACGUCUACAGAAGCCUACAAGCGUGUGCUCUCGGACAGUGGCGCCAGUCAGCCCGUCGUCGAUGACCACGACAAGCGUAUCAUCCAGGAGACCCUGAAUGGAACGGCCACGUACAGCGGCUCGAAAACCGGCAAGCCGGGUCUAAUCGACAACGAAGCAGAUGCCGGUGGACUGGAAGACUUCCCGACGACUACGCGGCCGACAAGUUGGGACGCCAACGACGAUGGCAUUGCCGACUGGUGGGACGGCUCCACUGGCGGAGGUGGGUAUACGGCGAUCGAAGGCUACAUCAAUUUUAUGGCGGAGCCGCAUGUGUUUGUGGCUCCAGGGGCAUCGGUCAAGUACGACUUGGCCGGCCUGGCCGCCGGAUUUUCCAAUCCAGCUUUUAAGGUAUCCGGCGGGGAGUUGGGCUCGGUCUCUGUAGACGGUACAGUGGCAACGUACACUGCGGGUGACCAGGCCGGGGUGGACCGGUUCAAUGUGACCAUCUCAGAUGAUGAGGACAGUACCUGGGAGAGGUCAGUGGGUGUCGCGAUCUUUGACGACGCUGGGUCGGUAGAAUGA
Aspergillus bombycis is the source of this 2400-nucleotide messenger RNA. RefSeq names its product pectate lyase. The transcript is spliced from 9 exons. Lineage: Eukaryota; Fungi; Ascomycota; Eurotiomycetes; Eurotiales; Aspergillaceae. The record is from RefSeq and is a predicted model, not a curated record. The coding region runs from base 1 to 2400 and encodes 799 amino acids.